AGGUUAAUCUCGUGUUUGCAAUCCUGAGGCGAUAACCUAGAAGACUAAACAAAACAAUGAUGCCCAAUUGCCCAAUAUCGAUGGAUGGCAGCAUCCUUCUGAAUGUGUGCGGCUAAAAUUCGGUCAACGAUUAUUGAUAAUUCUUUCUCCCCACAAUUUGCUCAUUCAAUCUCAGCUGUGAGCAGCAUCGUGUAUUCGGCAUCAAAUAGUGUCUACAGACGCCAGAAAUAGUUGUGUGUAGUGUGCAGCGAACCAUGACAAAAUACAACACUAGUGCGAGCGUGUUGUGGAUGAUAGUUUACAGUUGUUUGGUUUUGUCGUUUAAUUACCAACCCUUGGUGCUCAGGACUGUGGCUGGAGCCCUAAGUCAAUUCAAUGUCGACAGUGGUGCUGAUAACAUGUCACUAGAGGAUUUCGAUCAGUAUCUGGGAAGCUACCUUGGUAAGGGCGAUAAGCUUGCCUUGGUGCUGGAUUACGAUGGCACGUUGGCAGAAAUUACAGCACAUCCGAAUCUUACGGCUAUGACCCCAGAAAUGCGACAAACGCUGCAGAAUAUUGCUAACAGUGGGAAAGUUUUCGUUGCGGUUAUAUCUGGGCGCGAUGUGGAUGGAGUUAAAGCGAAAAUUGGCAUCGAAAACAUUAUCUAUUCUGGCAAUCAUGGUCUUGAGGUUCUUUUCCCAAACGGGACUAGGCGUAACCAGGGUAUUCCCAAGGAGAUUGCUGAUAACUUCGGCAAAAUGGUUGACCAACUUACCACAGAGCUUGCUCACAACGGAGCUUGGGUAGAGAACAAAAAGGUCUCUUUAACAUUCCAUUACCGCCAAGUGGACCCCAAGCUGGUUCCCGAACUCGAGGCUCGAGCAAAACAAAUAAUCGAAUCAUACGGGUACCGGGCGAACCAAGCUCACGCAGCAGUGGAAGGUAAGCCUCCGAUCGAGUGGAACAAAGGACUAGCGGCAGAAUACAUAUUGAGCUCGAGUUUCGAUAAGGAUUGGAAAAGUCGGAGGAUCAUCUUCGCUGGGGACGAUACCACCGAUGAGGAUGUGAUGAAAGCCAUCAAGGGAUUUGGAAGAUCGUUCAGAGUCGCCAGAGAUGAUAGUGUAGAAACGAAUGCGGAUUUUAAAAUUCCUUCCGUGCAAGCGGUCUACCACUUGCUCAAAUGGAUCGAGAAAAAGGUGACUGUCUGAAUACCCAGUGUGAUAAUUGUAAUGAUUUUUAUUUCAAUGAAACUUUUGUUCCAAUAAAGUAUAGUUGAACAUUUAAUGAAA
Messenger RNA from Toxorhynchites rutilus septentrionalis, 1268 nucleotides. RefSeq lists its product as uncharacterized. Gene Ontology annotation, molecular function: trehalose-phosphatase activity. The transcript has 3 exons. NCBI's taxonomy places the organism in Eukaryota, Metazoa, Arthropoda, Insecta, Diptera, Culicidae. The record is from RefSeq and is a predicted model, not a curated record. Bases 255 to 1187 code for a protein of 310 amino acids. Gene Ontology annotation, biological process: trehalose biosynthetic process.